CUCAGUGAAAAUCAAAAGGAUUGAAAAUUAAAGAAAUUGCGUUGCUUAUAGUACAAUAUUAAAAGUGUAACAUUUCAUCCAUUGACAUUAAGUACGAUAAGUGUGUUAAUGAUCAAGAUUGAUCUGAAAUAUUAAAGAAAAAUGACAAAAUUGUGAAAAUUGCUAUUUUAACAUAUCUUAAGUGAAUUUAUGGAUGUUAGAUUUUCUUUCGACUUGUUGAUCAAAAGAACAUCAAGAAUGAUUCAAAUGUAAAAAGUAUUUCUUGAUUAUACCUUAUUAUUAUUAUUUGCUGUGGAUGGAUGGAUGGGGAAGAAGUAAUCAUAAUUCAUGCAUAAGUUGUCAAAUAAUAAGGAAAAGAAUUAAAAAUUAUGAGCCAUAUCUCAUCAUCAUUAGCCCGUCAGACAGAGCAACAGAAAACAGAAGAUUAUCGUGCAUACACAAAGAACACAUCAGACUUUUCAUUAAAGAAUAAAUUUCUCUUUGAGUGCUUAUUCUGCAAAGGAACAUUUACGAGAAUAUUGAGCUAUUUAAAACAUAUUAGUAAGCAUGAAAUGAAACAAAUUCAUAAAUGUACAAUAUGUAAGAAAAUUGUCGUUGAUGAUAAGCAUUUUCGUGAGCAUCUCUUGGAUAAGCAUCGUGAAGACGUUGAAUUGUAUUUAGAGGGUGGAAGUAGUAAGCAGUCAAAGAGUGAAAUUAAUAAUAAUUUUGCACAAAAGACCAAUAAUAGUGAAAUGGAUAAUUUUUAUCAUCAAAUACCGUAUUCAUAUUAUCAACAAUUUCCUCAAAUAGCCACACCAAUACUUUCGAACUAUAUACCGGCAAUACCACAUAGUAGCAGUAAUAACAAUCAAGCAAUUGGAACAUGUAAAUCACCACCACAGAAUCAACAAAUCCAUAGUAAUCCAUCAUCAAACAACUACAUGACAACAAAACGGGAAUCAAGUGAUAUUAAUCAAUUCAAGUGUGAAACAUGUGAUGAGAUCCUAUCGUCGUCCGAUGAAUUGAGCAAUCACACAAAACGUCAUAGUUUGGAUAAUCGAAAGCAUUUUAAAUGCAAUUUAUGUGGAAAAUCGUACACACAAUCAAGCUCUCUAGGUUUUCAUAAGCGAAAAAUUCAUCAGAAUGAAAUAAAGAAGGAACAAGUUCAACAAAAGUCACAACAAUCGCCAGCAUAUGGCGAAUCAUAUAAUCAAAUUUUCGAGUGUCAUAGAUGUAAUAAGCAAUUCUCAAGGCCAUCAUCAUUAAAACAACAUUAUUUAGUACAUAAGGAGAUUAAGCCACACAGAUGUGAUGUUUGUGAUCUGACGUUUAGUGCAAGUAGUCAGCUGCUGCUUCAUAAAAUUUCUCACACAAAUCGCGAGCCAUACAGGUGCCAAUUUUGUGACAAAGAAUUUGCCAUAUCCGAUCAUCAUAAGCGCCAUUUGAGAACACAUACGAAAGAGAAGCCGUUCAAAUGCGAUUUAUGCGGACGAGCAUUUUCACAGUCAAACACAUUAACUCAGCAUCAACGCAUACAUACAGGACUUCGUCCUUAUUCCUGCAUGUUUUGUGACAAGAAAUUUUCAGUAUUAAACUAUUUGAACAAUCAUUUGAGGACAUGUAAAGAGUCGGCAAAAUCACAAAUAUUAAAAUCUAAUUUACAUGCAAAUAUGCUUAAAUAAACAAGGAAAUUCACUUAAGCACAUUGUAUAAGUAGCCUGUAAGGAUCAUUUUACAUAAUAAAAAGAAGUAACAUGUGUGAAACGCAAUAAAUACUUUCAAUAGAGAA
This is a messenger RNA of Chironomus riparius, 1768 nucleotides long. The record is from the annotation of a GenBank genome assembly. NCBI's taxonomy places the organism in Eukaryota, Metazoa, Arthropoda, Insecta, Diptera, Chironomidae.